AUGUUAUCCUCUACCACCGACAAUCAUUGUUUCCUUUGCAACCACCACUACAACCACCGCUACCCACCACUUCCAUCACCAUGUCAUUUCCAACCCCCCCCCCCCCCCCCCCCCCUUCAACCGCCGCUACCACCACUCACCACCGCCACUGCCACCACUACCAUCGCCACCACUGUCACAACUACCAACACUCACCACCUCAAUCGUCACCACCACCCAACACCUCCAUUGAUGUCACCACCACCCACCACCAACACUCAUUGUCGCCUUUGCCGCCACCACUACAACCAUCACCAUCCACCACAACUGCCACCAUUUCCAUCACCACCGCCGACCAUCAUUCCACCACCCCCAAAACCACCACUUCCACCACUCACCACCAUCACAUACACCAUUACCAUAACCACAACUGUCGCAGCCGCCCAUACUUGCCACCACCAACACCCUCAUCUAUCGCCACCACCUACCACCUUCAAUAUCACUACCGACCACCACUAUCCACCACCUCCAUUGAUGUCACCACCACCCAUCAUCUUCAUCAUCACCACCACCACCACCCCUUACCACUCGCCAACACCAUAA
Messenger RNA from Lactuca sativa (garden lettuce), 582 nucleotides. The record is from RefSeq and is a predicted model, not a curated record. NCBI's taxonomy places the organism in Eukaryota, Viridiplantae, Streptophyta, Magnoliopsida, Asterales, Asteraceae.